AUGGCUACAUCUAUACUUGGGGAAGAACCGCGGUUCGGAACUACCCCUUUGGCCAUGUUGGCGGCAACCUGUAAUAAAAUUGGCAACACAAGUCCUCUGACAACUUUACCCGACUCCAGCGCGUUUUCCAAAGGCGGAUUUCAUCCGUGGAAAAGAUCUUCAUCGAGUUGCAGCUUGGGCUCCAGUCUGCCGGGCUUCAGCGUGGCGACGAGCCGCAGCACCCCGGGACUAACCACCAGCACUGGUACAAACAACAGCGCGUUUUGCCUGGCAUCCACCUCGCCAACCUCGUCCGCUUUCUCCACCGAGUACAGCAGCUUGUUUUCCAACUCGGCCAGUGUUACCUCUCAAGAAUCCGGACAGUCAGCGUUUAUUUCCAAAGUACACACGUCUGCGGAGUCUUUGUACCCACGAGUGGGUAUGGCGCACCCGUACGAAUCCUGGUACAAAUCCGGAUUCCACUCCACGAUCUCGGGCGAGGUGGCUAACGGCGCGUCCUCGUGGUGGGACGUGCACACGAAUCCGGGCUCCUGGCUUGAUGUGCAGAACCCGGCGGGUACACUGCAGAGCUCGCUGCACUCUGGAACACCGCAGGCCAUCCACUCCCAACUGGGCGGCUACAACCCCGACUUCUCCAGCCUCACACACUCCGCUUUUAGCUCGACUGGCAUCAGCCCAACGGCGUCCCAUCUCCUGUCCACGAGCCAACACCUGUUGACGCAGGACGGCUUCAAAACAGUCAUCCCUACGUACACGGACACUUCAGCAGCUAACGCGAUGAUAUCAGGUGCCAGCUCGGGCAUCGGUACCACCUCCAGAUCCUCCAGGAGAUAUUCAGGCAGAGCCACAUGUGACUGUCCGAACUGCCAAGAGGCGGAAAGGCUCGGGCCUGCCGGUGCCAGCCUGCGCAGAAAGGGACUGCACAGUUGCCACAUACCGGGAUGUGGCAAGGUCUACGGCAAAACAUCACACCUCAAAGCGCACCUCAGAUGGCACACCGGCGAGAGGCCGUUUGUGUGCAACUGGCUUUUUUGCGGCAAACGCUUCACAAGAUCUGACGAGCUUCAGAGGCACCUGCGCACUCACACCGGGGAGAAACGCUUCGCUUGUCCGGUGUGCAACAAGCGUUUCAUGAGGAGCGACCACCUGAGCAAGCAUAUCAAAACGCACACGGCCGGAGGUGGAGGCAAAAAAGGCAGCGACAGUGACACCGACACGAGUAACCUGGAGACCCCCAGGUCCGAAUCCCCAGAACUCAUUUUAGAGGGGGUAAACCCCAGAGUCACGGUCAAAGAGCAAUCUCCUCAUCACGAGUCCUGAACAUCCCGAUGCCGCCAAAUAUGCAGACAACAUGAAAAUAUACAUAUAUAUACAUGCAAACUCAACUGCUGUCCAAAAACUGGUAGGUCUGUAUUCAAGGAUAAAUAAACGGGUGAAGAU
Molecule: messenger RNA, 1440 nt
Organism: Trichomycterus rosablanca
Lineage: Eukaryota; Metazoa; Chordata; Actinopteri; Siluriformes; Trichomycteridae
Gene: sp9
Product: sp9 transcription factor
Exons: 2
Coding region: 1-1320 (439 amino acids)
Biological process (GO): regulation of transcription by RNA polymerase II
Molecular function (GO): DNA-binding transcription factor activity, RNA polymerase II-specific; RNA polymerase II cis-regulatory region sequence-specific DNA binding
Source: RefSeq, a predicted model, not a curated record